Messenger RNA from Lycium barbarum (goji berry), 2261 nucleotides. RefSeq lists its product as uncharacterized. The coding region runs from base 1 to 2223 and encodes 740 amino acids. The record is from RefSeq and is a predicted model, not a curated record. NCBI's taxonomy places the organism in Eukaryota, Viridiplantae, Streptophyta, Magnoliopsida, Solanales, Solanaceae. The transcript has 9 exons.
AUGGUUGAUACAUUGAACUUGACUGACAUGAAGGCCACAGGCAGAAUGUUGACAUGGACAAACGGUCAUGUGUGGAGUAAAAUUGAUAGAGCCUUGUGUAAUACAGCCUGGAACUUGACGUAUGGAAGGAUCACAACUGACUUCAAGGAAAAUAAUUUCUCUGACCAUUCUCCCAUUCUCUUGGCAUUCUCAUUAGAUGAAGCUAGAAAGAGGAGACCAUUCAGAUUCCUGAAUGUAUUAACUGCUGAUGAGAGAUUCUUAGGUAUAAUUGAUGAAGUAUGGAAACAACCCACACAAGGAUCAUUCAUGUUUCAAGUGUGGCAGAAGCUGACUAAGUGUAAAGAACCUCUCAAGGUACUUAUGCAAGCUGAGAUGGGGAAUCUUGAACAUAAAAUCCAGGAGGCCCGGGAUAGGGUACAAGCAAUACAAAUCCAAUUGACAAACCACAUUGAUGAAACAUUAUUGGCUAGAGCAAAUGCAAACAAUAUAUCCACUUUGAGGAAUGUUCAGGGGAGAACACUGUUGAAACAUAGUGACAUUGAGGAGGAAAUCCUUACUUUUUAUAAAGGACUGUUAGGUACUGCUGCACCUACCCACCUUUGUGUUGAUAUCACCAUCAUGAGACACAGACCUUGCUUGAAUGUGCAACAACAAAAGGAAAUGAUUGCUGCUAUAUCUCAAACAGAAAUUCAAGAGGCUUUAUUUGCCAUUGAUGACAACAAAGCCCCAUGCAUAGAUGGAUUUAAUGCUCACUUCUUUAAAAAAACAUGGGGAAUUAUUAAAGGAGAUGUCACUUUAGCUAUCCGAGUUCUUUUUAGAGAGUACAGUGCUGAAGAUUCAAUUGGAAUGACUAAGAAAGCUGCUACUCCGAUGAGAAAUACAGGUAUAGAACCCGAAUGUGCGAUUCCUAAUUUUUCUUUGGGAAUUUCUCAACAUGAAACUGCCAUUGCAGGCUCUUAUGCUGAGAAUCGUUCAAAAAGAAUUAACGAUCCUAGGUGUUCUAAGGAAUAUGCUGGUGACAAUGUUGUUAAUGUUAGGGGCAAAAAAAUUGCUAAAGCCAAACGUAAUGUGGAUGAGGAUGAUGAUGAAGAGGUAUCUAAAUUUUUGGUUACCAAGCACCCUGCUGUGGCACCAUCUAUGUGUAGAUACACGAAUGUUAAUGUAAUGCAAGAUAUUAGAGGCAAACUAACAGAUCCACAGAUGGAUAUGUUUAGGAAUUCUUGUUUUGGUAAAUAUCUUAGAAUGCAGCAAUUGGAUGUACAAGCACAGAUUUUUCGGUGCUUUAUGGUCAAAGAACUUAGGGGCAGUACAUAUAGGUGCUUUACAUUUGAAAUAAAUGGUAAAGUUCUGCGUUUUGGCCUUAGAGAAUUUGCACUGAUCACUGGGCUAGAUUGUGUAUCUGAUGAAAAUGAUUUUGUUUAUGAUAACUCAAAACCGAAUAGGCUUAUGGUUGAGUAUUUUGGUAGAAAUCAGGAGAACCAAUUGCCAGUUAAAAGACACGAGCUUAUUGAGUGUUUCAACAAGACUGUCUGGGAUGAUAAAGGGGAUGACGCAGUCAAGAUGACAAUAUUAUUUGAGGAAGUUGUGCCAACACCCCAUGAGUUGGAAACUCUUAAAUUGCCUCCUGUUGCACAUGACAUACCAGACGUCAAACAUGGAGUUGAUGGUGUACAUGGUACUGAUUUGGUAGACGAUGAUUACGAUAAUUUUAGUACCACACCACCGCAUCUGUCCAGUGGCAAACAGCAACAAAGGAGUGCCAAUUCUGAUUCCCCGCGAGGCAAGAAACGGACGCAGUUUCCAGUUUCUGUUCCUCCUUCCAGGAAACAACCAUCACGGAAGGAAUCUGGGAUAAAAGGGACAAGGAAACCAGAUGCACCUACAGCACCCCGAACAGAUGAGUUUAAACUGAUAAGGGAAGAGAUUCGGAUUUUCAAGAAAGAAGUGUUUGACUACAUGGAUAACAACUUCAAAAAGUUGUUAGAUGCAAUAAAGGGCAAUCAAACACCAGAUAAGGUCGGCGACACAAUGUUAAAAGCUGACUUACAUAGUGAUGGUGGGAUUUCUCAAGGCAAUCAAAGUGGCGGUGCAGUAAAGCUUUCAACCAAAGAGAAUCAAGGUGGUGGUGCCACUUCCGCGCAGAGGAGUCAUCCAGUGGUUGAGGGAGUUGGGUUGCCAAUUAAUGAUCCGGUUUCUGUUGUUGAUGUGGAUAAAGAAACCUGAGUUAAAAGUGAUGCACAAACAAAUGGAGUGCCCAUAAC